AUGGCGGGUACAGACUGUGGAGUCAAUUUUGCGGCUGGACUUGCAGUAAGUAUAGUGACGGCAGUGGGACGACAAGCUUGUUACUGUUAUGAAUUCAACAAUCUUGCUACAAAGCUGCGUAAAGAACAAGAAGACUUAAUAUCAAUAAGAGAUGAUGUGCAAAGCCAACUUAACGAAGACAAAGCUAACAAUAAAGAGCCUUCACGAUACACUGAGAGGAAGUUUGAGGAAGCAAAUGAACUCAUAGACAAAGUGAGCAAGCUGAAGGAGGAAGCAGAAGCAAAGAAAAGCUGCUGCGAUGGGGUUUGCCCUAACUGGAUCUGUCGAUGUCUUGUUGGAAAGAAAGCAAAAGAGAAGACGGAAGCAAUGAAGCAGCUCAAUAACGAGUUGAGGCCAAAGCUACCAUUUUCUCGUCAUAAAUCACUCAAGUACGUGUGCCCAUCAGAAGAUUUCAUUCCAUUUAAGUGCACAGAAGACACGCGCAAUGCAAUCUUAAGGGCACUGAAGGAUGAUAAGAAGAUCAGAAUUGGGCUUCAUGGAAUGGGGGGUUGUGGUAAGACUUCCUUGUUAGAAGAAGUGCGUAAGGAAGUGGAAGACCGUAAGCUUUUCAAGACAGCAUUUGCGGUUGUGUCCAGUAAUCCAAGUUACUAUGCUAUUCAACAAAGCAUUGCAGAAUGCAUAGGCUUGACAUUUAAGACGGAGAAAUAUGUGCGUGAUAGAGCUGCAAAAUUGUUAAUGGCGUUUCAAGAGGAUAAGAAAUAUCUUGUAAUCCUGGAUGAUGUGUGGCAAUUUCUUGAUUUCAGAGACAUAGGGAUUCCUGUUCGUGAAAAUUGCAAGGUUCUUCUAAGUACACGUCAGCGACAAAUAUUCGAUAUGAUGAAAUUCGAUGCGCCGAUUGAUCUCUUACUACUAACAAAUGAGGAAGCCUUGGAAUUGUUCAAAACGUAUGCUGGUGAAAUAAAAGACCCAUUCCAAGAAGUGGCUCAACAGAUCACUUACGAAUGUCACAGAUUACCCGUUGCAAUCAAAGCAGUGGCGAGAACUUUGAAAGACAAAGAACUUCAUGCGUGGAAAGAUGGAUUGAGAACAUUGAAAGAUCGUAGACGGCCUCUAAAUAUUGAAAAAGGACUGGAAGAUCCUUAUAGAUGUCUCAAAUAUAGUAUUAAUGAGUUGGACGCAAAAGAGAUAUCACUUGAUUUAUUAUGUGCUCUGUGGCCCAGUGACUCAGAAAUUGCAACUGAAGCUAUGAUUAGAUUUGCAUUUGGGUUGGACAUAUUUCGUGAUAUUCAUUCAUAUGAAACAGCUAGGAACAGAGUGCGUACAGCCAUUGAUAAAUUCAAGGACCACUGUUUAUUAUUCAAGGAGGGACGGUAUGUUAAAUUACAUGACAUGUUUCAUGCUUCAGCUUUGUGGGAAGCGAAGGGAAAAACUCAAGUGAUCACGGGGCCUCGACAGCUUGUAGCCCAGGCAGAUUGUAUGAAAGAUACAAAUAGAUUGUAUUGCCAUGGUGCAGAAGAAUUUCCGGAUCAGUUGUUAUGCCCAGAACUGGAGAUACUAAUUGUGUCCAAUAAUGGUGAAUGCCCAUCAAAAUUCCCAGAUAUGUUUUUCCAACAGUUGAUGAAGUUGAAAGUGCUGGCCAUAAAAAAUGCAUCUAUUCAAACAAAACCAGAUCUAUUGUUACUUCCAUCAAUUGAAGGACUGAAAAUGCUUCGAACUUUUUGCUUGAGAGGAUGCACAUUAAUCAAUAUCUCUAUGUUUGAAAAACUUGAGAUGCUUCACACUAUUGAACUACUGGAUUGCGUAAUGACAGAGCUUCCUAAAGAAUUAGCAAACCUGGAGUCAUUAAAAUUGUUGGAGGUAUCGAACUGCGAAAUAGAAGGCAAUCCUUAUAAGGUGCUUGCCACAUAUUUACGUUUGGAAGAGCUGUAUUUUGUUGAAAAUCAUCUUCCAGAAAUGGUGCCAACUGCUCAGAACAUGGCUGAAUUUUUUCACCAAAUUGGCUCCUUUAAGGACCUACGAAGUUAG
Neltuma alba is the source of this 2025-nucleotide messenger RNA. Its product is annotated as probable disease resistance protein At4g27220. NCBI's taxonomy places the organism in Eukaryota, Viridiplantae, Streptophyta, Magnoliopsida, Fabales, Fabaceae. The coding region runs from base 1 to 2025 and encodes 674 amino acids. Gene Ontology annotation, molecular function: ADP binding. The transcript has a single exon. The record is from RefSeq and is a predicted model, not a curated record.